UAAGAUCUGGUUCAUUAUAUAAACGAUUCAAUGCCUUUUUUUAAUAUAUUAUUGUGUAAGCGUGCUAUUCUUUUUUGCAAAUUAUUAUAAUUAUUAUUCUCCAUUUACUCACAAUUUCUUAACUUGCAAAAGUUGACCAGAUUGGGUUUAUGAAUUUGUAGUUCAAAAUCCUCCAAUUCUGAAAUAAAUCGAAAAGAGAGUGUGAUUGAAUCCGAAAUAAAUUCGAAAGCAGCACAGAUAAGAAAGAUUCACAUAAAAAGUUAUUUGUAGAAGCAUAAACAUGGCCGAGGCCAAGGUCUUAGGGAUGAUACAAGAUCUUGAGAGUGAGCUUGCUACAUGUACAAAUACUGACAAGAGUGGGGAGUUGGAGGAAAAAAUUGAAGUGCUAAAAGAUAUGUUGGAUUUCUUGAGAGACUUGGAAAUGGAAAAGAGGAUCAGACUAAAAUAUUUAAUAGCUGACUUGGUCGAGAUGGCUCAAUAUGUCAUGUGCCUGAGCCAUUCCAGUGACAUGCUCGAGGACGUCCAAGAUGGGAUCAAGGAGACAAAGAUGCUGAUGAUAAACUUUGUAGCCGAUGAGGAAAAUAUUGGAGACGCAGAAGAAGUUGUGGUGGGGUUGGAGGAAACCGCGAAGACAUUGCUUGACAGAAUGAUUUUUACAGAGUAACAAGUUACAGAUUUUGUGUAUAAAGGGCAUGAUUGGUAUCGGGAAGACAACUCUCGCCAGACAACUGUACAAGGCCGUCAAGGGCCAAUUCCAGCGUCGUGCUUGGGUAUGCCUUUCAAGUGACACGAGUAACAAAGAGAUACUUAUGAAACUGAUACAGCAAAUGGCGGUAGGAUAUGCCGAAAGAGAUCUGUCAUUGGAAGAAAUGGACGAAGAGAGUCUCCAAAACAUGCUUCGUCAGCACCUGGAAGGAUUUUCAUAUUUCAUAGUUUUGGACAAUGUGUCGGAAGAAACGGAACUCAAGUACAUGAUCUGGAAAUGUCUUCCAUAUCUUUCAAAUCUAGGCCUUCGUCCAAACAGGUUGAGGUUGCUGUUAACAAGUCGCUAUAAACCAGACAUGGUCGCUUAUACUCAUGAGAUGAAAGCUUUGGAUUUUGAUAAGAGCUGGCAGUUGUUUUUGAAAACAAUUAAUAAAUUUACAAGUGCUGAGAACAAAUUUACAAAGGAGUUGGAAAGGAAGGGUAGAGAGAUGCUGAAAAAAUGUGCGGGUGUGCCAAUAGCUAUAAUAGAUGUGGCAAGGCAGAAAGCAAAACAAAGGCUUUCAGGCAUUGAAUGGGAACAACUUUUUGAUUCAAUUGAUUUGAGUGAUUCAUUGAAGAAAUUGGAACCGAUGUAUGAUGAAUUGAAAGAUUAUAUCAGGCCAUAUUUCUGGCAUUUGUCCCUUUUUAAGGAAAAUGCAAUUAUAAGGCAAGAAAAGUUACAGCAGAUUUUGGCCGCAAACGGGUUACAUUCCAUAUACAUUACAGAGGGUUUUGUACUUCAAUCGAUUCUUGAAGUCGAGAAGCAGCACUUUAGAUAUGUAGACUAUCGCCUCAAUCCUCUACUACACAUGAUAUCCAUCCAAAAAGCAGAAGAGGAAAUGGGCUUAGAGAUCUUAAGAAGCAAUGGAAACAGUAGGCCCUCUCAGAAAGCCCGUCAUCAGGUUAUCCAUUGUGGCAGAGACAAGUUUGAUCCUUUCACGAAUGAAGAUAGCAAACAACUUAUUUCUCUUAUCUUCCAUGGAGGCGGUCGCUACUUGGACGAUGCUAGCCAAUCAUAUUGGAAGAGUUUUGAAGCCCUCAAGAUACUCGACAUAGAAGAUUUUGGGGUGAAGAGUUUGUCAGAAACGAUCGGCACAUUGAUUGAGUUAAGAUACUUGGGAUUGAGAAACAAUUACAUACAAGAGAUCCCCCACUCGUUGGCGCAUCUGGAAAAGCUUAAGGUUCUUGAUAUAGCUCUGAACUUUAUGGUGGAGGUACCGAAUACUAUAGGGCAAAUGGGCAACCUUCGUGAUCUCCACAUGUCUGAUGUGAUUUUUCGGAAGCCUUUGAAAGAAGAUGCGCUGCAGAAUCUACGGACCCUAGCAUACAUCUCAAUUUAUGAUUCGACAUAUGAGGACCUGAUCUUCGGGAGAAUGCAUGAACUUGAAAAAUUGGGCAUUGAAGAAGUUGAUGAAAACUCGGAUGUAGGCAUGCUCUUUGCUACGCUAGCUAAGAUUCAGAACUUGCGUGAGCUUUUCAUAAGAGGGUUUCGUUAUAGAAGCAUGCCAUGUUUGGAUGGAAUUGGUGUUUUAGAUGGACUCUUCGUACUAAAACUAUAUGGGUGCAUAGGUAGGCUACCAAGUGCAGAAAAUCUACCUCAGAGGAUUAGUCGCAUAACAUUGGUAAAUACUUGUCUUGAUGAAGACCCCAUGCCAAUAUUGGAGAACCUCGAUGCCCUAUCGUACAUCAAACUGCGAAAUGCAUACACUGGUCGAGAAAUGGUGAUCCAACAUCGUGGAUUUGUAUCACUCGAAGUGCUUUGCAUCAGUGAAUUGUGGUAUCUUAGAAAGAUACAAGUUGAUGGUUAUGCAAUGUGGAAUCUCAAGAAACUAGAAAUCUACAACUGUCCACAUCUGGAGACACUUCCGGAACAAAUUCGGAGGAUGGAUGAACUGCAAAAGUUUAAGAUGGUAACGACAAAACACAUAGCAACAAAGAUCAGAAAUUCAGGUUUUACCUCCAGAAUUGUUGAGGAGGAUAUCUAUCCAUAGUUUGAAGGUUAUAUCUAUCUGUCUUCGUAGAAGGUGCAAUGUCUACCGAUAAGUGUACCUCGACGAGCAGAGAGAUAAAGGCUGAACUCACCGGCUGUCGCUCCCGAGGGCCAUAACCAGACAGACUUCUCCGCAAAGUUCAUCAACCACGGUGUCUUGAAGAUUUUGUCUAUGAUUGUUUCCUUAAUUUAUCCUUUAUUUUUGGUAUCUAAUUGAUUUCCAUGUAUCGAGUCGAGCAUAAUUAUAUGCCCCAUUCUGGGUUUUCUUUGUCGGUUCUUUCCCGAAAUGAAAAAGAGAGUCGAACCGCAUAAGUGUAAAUAAGUUUAAAUAU
This is a messenger RNA of Salvia hispanica, 3066 nucleotides long. The record is from RefSeq and is a predicted model, not a curated record. NCBI's taxonomy places the organism in Eukaryota, Viridiplantae, Streptophyta, Magnoliopsida, Lamiales, Lamiaceae.